AUGGCCGACCAAGGCGGGUCGCAACACGGCAUAGCCCGGACAUCGCGCGUGCGCACAGAGGACCAGAAGAAGCGCGACCUCGAGCGCAUCCAGAAAUACCGCGAGCUCGAGGACCAAGUCCGGUCGUACGUCUCUCGGGGCGACUACUCCGCCUCCGUCUUCCAGCUCACGUCCAAGCUCCUGCGCCUCAACCCGGAAUAUUACACAAUAUGGAACGUCCGCAGGCGCUGCCUAAUCUCUGGCUUAUUCUCCAGACCAUCGGCUGGGUCAUCAUGCUCGACGGCGUGCUCGAAUACUUCUCCUACCGCCACUACAACACCAUCUUCCACCAGCUCCUCGUCCUCGUCUUCGGCCGCGACCCCGCGCGGCCCCGCCUCCCAGACAGCUGGGAGGAGUGGUACAACAGCUGAGGCAAGCAGCAGCGGGCCGGAAGCGUCGGAAGCCAGGGGGGACAGCAACUGCGAUGCUGCUGCCGCCGCCGCCGCCGCCGCGGAACAGCAGGACCUCUCAACGAUCAAGACCGAGCUCAGCUUCACGAUCCCGCUCCUCCUGGAGAGCCCCAAAUGCUACUGGAUAUGGAGCUACCGCCUCUGGAUCCUGCAGCAAGCCAUCCAGCGCCUCCGCAGCCGCGUAUCGCGCCAGAUAUGGGAGGAGGAGCUGGGGCUGGCGUCCAAGAUGCUGGGCAAGGACCGGCGCAAUUUCCACGCCUGGGGCUAUCGCCGGCACGUCGUCGCCCAGCUGGAGAGCGCGACCCUGCAGGGCGGCAGCAUGGUCGAGGCCGAGUUCGCAUACACCGAGCGGAUGAUCCACACGGACCUGUCCAACUUCUCGGCGUGGCACAGCCGGAGCAAGCUGAUCCCGCGGCUGCUGGAGGAGAGGGGUGCCGACGACGCGGCGAGGAGGGCAUUCCUAGAGGAGGAGCUAAGCAAGAUCCGCGAAGCCCUCAAUGUCGGGCCUGAGGACCAGUCGCUGUGGUACUACCACCAGUUCUUGGUCCUCAACCUGGUCUACCCGGACAAACACCCCGUCAUGACACGAGGGCUCACGACACAGGACCGCAUCGCCUACUUGACGCGCGAGAUUGAUGAGAUCAAGGAUCUGCUGGAGGACUACACCGACGUGCAGCUGAUUUACGAGGGACUGUUUGAGUACACACUCUACCUUUGCCAGCUCGAGGGGAGACAGGCCGAUGCCGGCGAGCGAGCAGACCUAGUAGCGUGGCUAGGAAAGCUCAAGCGGUUAGAUCCGAUGCGAAAGGGAAGAUGGGCUGACGUUGAAACGGAGUUGGGGCUGAAGGAGGGAAGGGAUGCAGAAUAA
Chaetomium strumarium is the source of this 1317-nucleotide messenger RNA. RefSeq lists its product as uncharacterized. Bases 1 to 1317 code for a protein of 438 amino acids. Gene Ontology annotation, biological process: protein geranylgeranylation. The transcript is spliced from 3 exons. Gene Ontology annotation, cellular component: Rab-protein geranylgeranyltransferase complex; cytoplasm. The record is from RefSeq and is a predicted model, not a curated record. Gene Ontology annotation, molecular function: Rab geranylgeranyltransferase activity. Lineage: Eukaryota; Fungi; Ascomycota; Sordariomycetes; Sordariales; Chaetomiaceae.